CGCAUGCGUGAUAGUGGUUGUCUCGGGGACGUGCGUUUGACCGCAGCAGUGUGUUUAGGUUUAUAACUCUACAUGUUUUAAAGCUGAAUAUUAAAGAGUUAAUUCGGAGAUUAUGUUGGGUUUAUUUUUUAUUUAGCGGUGGUGUUACUAAAGACAGACCUCUCCGUGUGAAUGUGUGUAUCUGAGUGAAGGUGUGUGUAUCUCAGUGUGUGUGUGUGUGUGUGUCUGUGUGAGUCAUGCGUCUAACGUCUCUGCUCGCCAUGGCGGCGAGGGCUGCGCUGCCCCUUGAUUACCGGUACGGGACGAACAGACCCUGGACCGUUGCGGCACGGAGGCUGAACCCCCCGGGGAAGAGGAGGAGGAAGGUGUUCGUGGACCCGAUCGCUCCUGAGGAGUGGAGUGUGUUCAGAGGAGACAUGGUGGAGAUCCUCUCAGGUAAAGAUAAAGGGAAACAGGGAAAAGUCACUCAGGUCUUCCGCCAUCGGAACUGGGUCAUCAUCGAGGGCCUCAACACGCACUACAGGUACAUUGGUAAGUCUGGAGACUACCGAGGGACGUACAUCGGGAGUGAAGCUCCGCUGCUGCUGAAGAACAUCUCACUGGUCGACCCCACAGACAGAAAGCCAACAGAGACGGAGUGGAGGUUCACAGAGGAUGGAGAAAAGGUCCGGGUGUCGGUCCGGACGGGCCGGAUCAUCCCUAAACCCGUCUUCCAGAGGAAGGACGGCAUCAUCCCACAGCAGUGGAAAGAUGGACCGAAAGACACGUCUCCCGAGGACGCGCUGGAAAAAACGUACACUCCAUCACUGAAGACGCUGGAGGAGGAAGUGAUGGAGAAAAUGAACAUCCAGGAACCGAGGAGACCCCGAAAAAGCUUCUGGUACUGAGACAUACGUUGGAGGACAGCGGCGUGCUCUGUAUACUGUAAUGACAUCACGGAUCUGCAAUAAACAUGUGUUUGUACAA
This is a messenger RNA of Clarias gariepinus (North African catfish), 966 nucleotides long. It is a transcript of the gene mrpl24, whose product is annotated as mitochondrial ribosomal protein L24. Gene Ontology annotation, biological process: translation. Bases 237 to 887 code for a protein of 216 amino acids. The record is from RefSeq and is a predicted model, not a curated record. Lineage: Eukaryota; Metazoa; Chordata; Actinopteri; Siluriformes; Clariidae. The transcript has 6 exons. Gene Ontology annotation, cellular component: mitochondrion; ribosome. Gene Ontology annotation, molecular function: RNA binding; structural constituent of ribosome.